Etheostoma spectabile (orangethroat darter) is the source of this 2077-nucleotide messenger RNA. Its product is annotated as stathmin-2-like. Gene Ontology annotation, molecular function: tubulin binding. The record is from RefSeq and is a predicted model, not a curated record. NCBI's taxonomy places the organism in Eukaryota, Metazoa, Chordata, Actinopteri, Perciformes, Percidae. Gene Ontology annotation, biological process: regulation of microtubule polymerization or depolymerization; microtubule depolymerization; neuron projection development. Bases 229 to 753 code for a protein of 174 amino acids. Gene Ontology annotation, cellular component: growth cone; neuron projection; cytoplasm. The transcript is spliced from 5 exons.
UUGUCGCCACAUUUAAGUCGGCUAUACUGUCACAUACAUGUAGGAUGCUGAAAAUCGCUCUGCGCGUCAGAGGACGAGAGGAGGGUCUGUUUGCGCGCUCCCGUGCGUGCCCACCUCCUGUUUGCCAUCCGAUCACAGUCCUGUCUAUUCGCUGACUCAGUGCCUUAAGCAGCAUCACAACUCACCUGAACAGAGCUACAGCAUCCUCUGCGGAGAAAUACAUCAGCCAUGGCCAAAACAGCAACCGCAUAUAAAGAGAAGAUGAAGGAGCUGUCUGUCCUCUCCCUUAUCUGCUCCUGCUUCUACCCAGAGUCACGCAACAAGCUUGUGUGUGAGUUUGAAGACAUGGAGGUGAAAGCUAUAAACAAGCGAUCCUCUGGCCAGGCCUUUGAGGUGAUUCUCAAGCCUCUGUCUCCAGUGUCAGAUGUAACCCACAGCCUCCCCUCACCCCCCAAGAGAGAUAUCUCCUUGGAGGACAUUGAGAAGAAACUGGAGGCUGCUGAAGACCGGAGGAAGUUUCAGGAGGCCCAGUUGCUCAGGGCUUUGGCAGAAAAGCGAGACCAUGAGAGGGAAGUGUUGCUAAAGGCCAUGGAGGAGAACAGCAACUUCAGUAAGAUGGCCGAGGAGAAGCUCCAGAUGAAGAUGGAGCAGAUCAAGGAGAACCGUGAAGCCCACCUGGCAGCCAUGAUUGAACGUCUACAGGAGAAGGAGAGACAUGCAGCUUUGGUGCGUAAGAACAAGCUGACAGCAUGAGCCUCACACAAGUCCUGACCUCCAUGGUCCGUCAACGUUCCUCCAUCCAGUCCCGCCCCGCCCUCCUCUGAACAGACACCCAACCCUAUAGAGGCCGAGAGGUUCGAGGACCUCAACACCACAUCACAACACACCACACCACCAGUAUUCACCACUAUCAGUAUAAUCAGUGAAUACAAACAUCAAUAACACACAUCUUGAGAGUUGAAUGGAUUUGUUGAUUUUAGAAAAAAUGAUUGAGAUUAUGGCUUAUUUUGUAAAUACUUUUUUCUUAAAGUCUAUCUAUCUAUCUAUCUAUCUAUCUAUCUAUCUAUCUAUCUAUCUAUCUAUCUAUCUAUCUAUCAUGGUAAGUGAAGUACACACAGUGAUUGUACUGUACUGCACUGUACAAUUUCCAACAUUUUGUUUGUGAUUGAUUAACGUUUCAGUUCUUGAAAUUUGAUUCCACAACCAUUUUCUUGUGAAAGCCGUCAGUGUUGUGAGUUGGCUAUAGAAUGACAUUUUUGCAGUGUUUCCUGAUGAUGUCAUGAUGAUGAUGUUUCUGUGUCUUCGUAAAGAAUGACGGUCGGUGUACUCACACCACAGGCUCCUUCCAGAUAUCAACGUAUCCCAUCUGUAUCUUCCUCAAGCACACCAACACAUUCUCAACAUGCACGCUUGGAACUUAACAAUACGCCAAACUCUACAGAUCUAUAAAGUGUCCACCUCCUCUGAAAUGAGCUUGAUAAUGACCUUGAUAGGUGCUUUAUUGAUAUUGAGAAUGUCUUUGCCCAAAGGGGAGCAACUGUUUAUACACUUGUAGAUUCCCUCUUACUCUGACAGCGCCAUUUCAUAAUGAUUCCAUAUUUAGCUAAAUCAGCAGCUCUGUUACAUACACAGUAUUUGGACAUUAAGCUCUUGAAUGUUAUGACAUUAUACUGGUACCAUGCAUAUUGUCUUGGACAGUGGAAUGUGCUGUUGCUCCCAUCUUGAUAUUGAUAGUGUGAACAUAACGUAUGUAUGUGUGGGUGUGUGUAUGCGAAUUUACCACAAGGCACCAUUAGCCUCUGCUCUCUUUAGGGGAUUAGAUAGAGAAUGAAUGCAGAAUGCUUUACAUUCAGCACACUGAACUAGUCUCUUUUUAAUAUACAGUACCACUGAUAUCUGCCUGCAUCCUCUGCUGCUUGUGUUUCUCCCUUCAUAUAUUUCUCUGUGAAAGCUUUGCUGAAUAAAGGUUUGAGGUUCUGUGAACAUGGCAUGCACCAUCCAAUACAUUCUGUGCUAAAAGAGGAGGGAAAAUGUAAACUGCCAAAUAAAAAGAAUCAGUUAUCUACACAUCCUGAGA